AUGGACUUUUUAAAAAGAGUUGUGCCUCCCAUCCUUUCGGGAGAUGCGGUUGUGGAAGCUAGAGACAGUUUCCAGGAAGGUUCCCCCAGAUUACUGAAGAUGAGAAGUCUUAGCUUAUUUUCGUCAGAGAAGACUGUAGGUGAGGAAGAUGGAAUCACUAUCAGGCACAGUCAUUAUGGCAAACACCGCCACCAACAACUCGCUUCAGCACCAGUCAGCAAAGUGAAUAAGUACUGUACUUCUUCCAACUUUCAUUCCACAUUGGGGAAAAAGAAUAUCAUCAUGUCAAACAUUACGAUUGACCCAGAUGUCAAGCCCGGUGAAUAUGUCAUCAAGAGCCUCUUUGCAGAAUUUGCUGUUCAAGCUGAAAAGAAAAUUGAAGUUGUAAUGGCUGAACCCUUGGAGAAGCCUUUGUCUCGAUCUCUGCAGAGGGGCGAAGAUCUUCAGUUUGACCAGCUGAUAAGCUCUAUGAGCUCAGUAGCAGAGCACUGUCUCCCUUCCUUACUUCGCACCUUGUUUGACUGGUACAGACGCCAGAAUGGAACUGAAGAUGAAUCUUACGAGUACAGGCCUCGAUCUAGCACAAAAUCUAAGGGGGAUGACCAGCAACGUGAAAGAGAUUAUCUUCUUGAAAGGAGAGACUUAGCAGUAGAUUUCAUUUUUUGUUUAGUUUUAGUUGAAGUUCUAAAGCAGAUCCCUGUUCAUCCUGUGCCUGAUCCCUUAGUUCAUGAAGUUCUAAACUUGGCUUUCAAGCACUUUAAACAUAAGGAAGGGUAUUCGGGAACCAACACUGGGAAUGUGCAUAUUAUUGCAGAUUUAUAUGCAGAGGUGAUAGGGGUUCUUACCCAAUCAAAGUUUCAGGCUGUGAGAAAGAAGUUUAUGACGGAAUUAAAGGAACUGCGACUGAAGGAACAAAGCCCUCAUGUGGUUCAGAGUGUCAUCAGCUUAAUCAUGGGAAUGAAAUUUUUCCGCGUGAAAAUGUAUCCUGUAGAAGAUUUUGAAGCAUCAUUUCAGUUUAUGCAGGAAUGUGCUCAGUAUUUCUUAGAAGUAAAAGAUAAAGAUAUAAAACAUGCCCUUGCCGGUUUAUUUGUGGAGAUUCUUAUCCCUGUAGCUGCUGCUGUUAAAAAUGAAGUGAAUGUUCCCUGUUUGAAAAAUUUUGUGGAGAUGCUUUAUCAGACUACUUUUGAACUGAGCUCCCGAAAGAAGCAUUCAUUGGCUCUAUAUCCACUGAUCACCUGCCUUUUAUGUGUCAGUCAGAAACAGUUUUUUCUAAGUAACUGGCAUAUUUUCCUACAGAACUGUUUGUCGCACUUAAAGAAUAAAGAUCCUAAAAUGUCUCGAGUUGCACUGGAAUCUUUGUACAGAUUGUUGUGGGUUUAUGUAAUUAGAAUAAAAUGUGAAAGCAACACUGUAACUCAAAGUCGUCUUAUGAGCAUCGUGUCAGCACUUUUCCCAAAAGGCUCACGUAGUGUGGUUCCUCGUGACACACCUCUCAAUAUAUUUGUGAAGAUUAUUCAGUUCAUUGCUCAGGAACGUUUGGAUUUUGCAAUGAAAGAAAUAAUAUUUGAUCUGCUCAGUGUUGGAAAGUCUACUAAAACUUUCACCAUUAAUCCAGAGAGAAUGAACAUAGGCCUCCGGGUGUUCCUGGUGAUCGCGGACAGCCUGCAGCAGAAAGAUGGGGAGCCGCCCAUGCCCACCACAGGGAUCAUCCUUCCUUCGGGAAACACCCUGCGUGUGAAGAAGAUUUUCCUCAAUAAGACCUUGACAGACGAAGAAGCAAAAGUCAUAGGAAUGUCAAUUUACUAUCCUCAAGUGAGAAAAGCAUUAGACAGCAUCCUCAGACAUUUGGACAAGGAAGUUGGGAGGCCGAUGUGUAUGACAAGUGUGCAGAUGUCUAAUAAGGAGCCUGAAGAUAUGAUUACGGGAGAAAGAAAACCCAAAAUUGAUUUGUUUAGAACUUGUAUUGCUGCUAUUCCAAGGUUGAUUCCUGACGGUAUGAGCAGAACUGACCUCAUCGAACUGUUAGCAAGGCUCACGGUUCACAUGGACGAAGAGCUGCGUGCUCUCGCUUUCAAUACCCUGCAGGCUCUCGUGCUCGAUUUUCCAGAUUGGCGGGAGGACGUGCUUUCAGGAUUUGUGUACUUCGUUGUCCGAGAAGUGACUGACGUCCACCCCACGCUUCUUGACAACGCUGUAAAGAUGUUGGUACAGUUAAUAAACCAGUGGAAGCAGGCAACCCAAAUGCACAACAAGAACCAGGACUCCCAGCACGGUCUGGCGAACGGCGCCUCGCACCCCCCUCCUCUGGAGAGGAGCCCGUACCCCAGUGUGUUCCACGUGGUCGAAGGGUUUGCUCUCGUCACCCUCUGCAGCAGCCGGCCUGCCACGCGCAGAUUGGCCGUCAGUGUCCUCAGAGAAAUCCGGGCUUUGUUUGCACUUUUGGAAAUACCCAAGGGCGAUGAUGAAUUAGCCAUAGAUGUGAUGGACAGGCUGAGCCCAUCCAUUCUGGAGAGCUUCAUACAUCUCACGGGGGCCGACCAGACUACUCUGCUGUAUUGCCCUAGCGCGAUAGAUUUACAGACAUUAGCAGAAUGGAAUUCUUCUCCCAUCAGCCACCAGUUUGAUGUGAUUAGCCCAUCACACAUAUGGAUAUUUGCACAUGUGACCCAAGGCCAAGACCCGUGGAUUAUAAGUCUGUCCAGUUUUUUAAAGCAAGAAAACCUCCCCAAACACUGCCCUACAGCUGUGAGCUACGCUUGGAUGUUUGCAUACACAAGGCUUCAGUUGCUGUCCCCGCAGGUUGAUAUAAACAGCCCCAUCAAUGCCAAGAAGGUGAAUACGACCACGAGCAGCGACUCGUACGUGGGCCUGUGGAGGAAUUACCUGCUCCUGUGCUGCAGCGCGGCCUCGUCCGCGUCCGCGUCCCCCUCUGCGGGGUCCGUGCGGUGCUCUCCUCCCGAGACGCUGGCGUCCACCCCCGACAGCGGCUACAGCAUCGACUCCAAAAUUAUUGGAAUCCCUUCCCCUUCCUCCUUGUUUAAGCACAUAGUUCCAAUGAUGCGCUCUGAGAGCAUGGAAAUCACAGAGUCCCUUGUUCUAGGUCUUGGCAGGACCAACCCAGGAGCUUUUAGGGAACUGAUAGAGGAACUGCAUCCCAUAAUUAAAGAAGCACUCGAAAGAAGGCCAGAGAAUAUGAAACGGCGCAGGCGUCGGGACAUUUUACGAGUACAGCUGGUACGAAUAUUCGAACUGCUGGCAGACGCUGGUGUCAUUAGUCACAGUGCAAGCGGUGGCCUGGAUAAUGAAACACAUUUCCUCAACAACACUCUACUGGAGUACGUGGAUUUAACCAGACAGCUCCUGGAGGCAGAAAACGAAAAAGACUCUGACACCCUGAAGGACAUACGAUGCCAUUUUAGUGCCUUAGUGGCGAACAUCAUUCAGAACGUUCCAGUGCACCAGAGAAGAAGCAUUUUCCCUCAGCAGAGCCUGCGUCACAGUCUGUUCAUGCUGUUCAGCCACUGGGCUGGUCCCUUUAGCAUCAUGUUUACUCCCCUGGACAGAUACAGCGACAGAAAUAUGCAAAUUAACAGACAUCAAUACUGUGCACUCAAGGCUAUGUCUGCUGUGCUAUGUUGUGGCCCUGUUGCAGAUAAUGUGGGACUUUCAUCAGAUGGCUAUUUGUACAAAUGGUUGGAUAACAUUUUGGACUCUCUGGACAAAAAGGUUCACCAGCUGGGCUGUGAAGCAGUGACGUUGCUCCUGGAGCUGAACCCGGACCAGAGCAACCUGAUGUUCUGGGCGGUGGACCGGUGUUACACGGGCUCCCGGAGGGUGGCCGCGGGCUGCUUCAAGGCCAUCGCCAACGUGUUCCAGAACAGGGAUUAUCAGUGUGACACAGUGAUGCUUCUGAACCUGAUACUGUUUAAAGCCGCUGACUCUUCCCGAAGUAUCUAUGAAGUUGCUAUGCAACUCUUACAGAUCCUGGAACCGAAGAUGUUUCGCUAUGCCCACAAACUGGAGGUUCAGAGAACAGAUGGAGUGCUCAGCCAGCUGUCUCCUCUGCCACAUCUGUAUUCUGUGUCAUAUUAUCAGUUGUCUGAGGAACUCGCAAGGGCAUAUCCUGAGCUGACUCUCGCCAUAUUCUCAGAGAUCAGCCAGAGGAUCCAGACCGCGCACCCUGCCGGGAGGCAGGUAAUGCUGCACUACCUGCUGCCCUGGAUGAACAACAUCGAGCUGGUGGACCUGAAGCCGCUGCCCACGGCCAGGCGGCCCGAGGACGACGAAGACGAGUCCCUCAAGGACCGGGAGGCCAUGGUGACGAGCCGGCGCUGGCUGCGAGGAGAAGGCUGGGGGUCCCCUCAGGCCACCGCCAUGGUUCUCAACAACCUCAUGUACAUGACGGCGAAGUAUGGUGACGAGCUGGCCUGGUCGGAGAUGGAGAAUGUGUGGACCACGCUUGCAGACGGCUGGCCGAAAAAUCUGAAAAUAAUUUUGCACUUUUUGAUCAGCAUUUGUGGAGUGAAUAGUGAACCAAGCCUCUUGCCUUACGUGAAGAAAGUUGUUGUGUAUUUAGGAAGAGACAAGACAAUGCAGUUGCUGGAAGAGCUGGUGAGUGAGCUGCAGCUGACCGACCCCGUCAGUGCCGGCGUCACGCACAUGGAUAACUCCCCGUAUUACCGAAUCACGUCCAGCUACAAAGUCCCUUCUGUCACCUCAGGAACUACUUCCAGUAGCAAUACCAUGGUAGCUCCCUCAGAAGGCAAUCUCGAUAACAAGCCCAUGAAAGAGAACGCUGAAGAGAGCUAUGUGCAUCUGGACAUCUACAGCGGACUGAACAGUCACUUAAACCGGCAACACCACAGACUGGAAUCUCGAUACAGUAGCAGCUCUGGAGGGUCUUACGAAGAAGAAAAAAGUGACUCAAUGCCACUUUAUUCUAAUUGGCGCCUGAAAGUGAUGGAGCAUAAUCAAGGAGAGCCACUGCCCUUCCCACCAGCCGGAGGCUGCUGGUCACCGCUGGUGGAUUACUUGCCUGAAACGUCAACACCUGGAUUACCUCUUCACAGGUGUAACAUAGCAGUGAUCCUUUUGACUGACCUGAUCAUCGAUCACAGUGUGAAGGUUGAAUGGGGAAGCUACCUCCAUCUUCUUCUUCAUGCAAUUUUUAUAGGGUUUGACCACUGCCACCCUGAGGUGUAUGAACAUUGUAAGCGUCUGCUUCUGCACUUAUUAAUAGUAAUGGGACCCAACAGUAACAUCCGGACUGUUGCUUCUGUCCUUCUCAGGAACAAGGAGUUUAAUGAACCCAGGGUGCUCACAGUCAAACAGAUUGCACACUUAGAUUAUACUUUCACAGCAGGUGUUAGUGAUUUUAUACCUGAUUACCAGCCCUCCCCCAUGACUGACUCAGGGCUUAGCUCCAGUUCUACCUCUUCUAGCAUCAGCUUAGGAAACAACAGCUCAGCCGUUUCCCAUCUGCACGCCACGGUCCUCAACGAGGCGGACAUCUCAGUAGAGCAGGACGGGAAAGUCAAGACCCUCAUGGAAUUCAUUACCUCGAGAAAAAGAGGGCCCCUGUGGAACCAUGAGGACGUCUCUGCCAAGAACCCCAGCAUAAAGAGCGCCGAGCAGCUGGCCGCGUUCCUGAAACACGUGGUUUCAGUUUUCAAGCAGUCCAGCGCAGAAGCCGUUCAUCUGGAGCAUCACCUCAGCGAGGUGGCCCUGCAGACGGCACUCUCCUGUUCCUCCCGGCACUACGCGGGGAGGUCCUUCCAGAUCUUCCGGGCCCUGAAGCAGCCGCUCUCGGCAGCCACGCUCUCCGACGUCCUCUCCCGGCUCGUGGAGACGGUGGGCGACCCGGGCGAAGAGGCGCAGGGAUUUGUGAUUGAGCUUCUCCUCACGUUGGAAUCUGCGAUUGAUACUUUGGCUGAAACCAUGAAGCAUUAUGAUCUUCUUUCUGCCCUUUCUCAAACCUCAUAUCAUGAUCCUAUAAUGGGAAACAAGUAUGCAGCUAACAGGAAAAGCACUGGACAACUCAACCUAAGCACAAGUCCCAUGAACAGCGGCGGUUACUUGGGAUGUAGCAGUAGCGCAAGGAGCAACUCUUUGAGGUUAAGUCUGAUUGGUGACCGGAGAGGUGACCGACGGCGAAGCAACACACUGGAUAUCACGGAUGGGCGGACCAACCACGGCAACAGCCUGGCCAGGACUAGAAGCCUCUCCUCUCUGCGCGAGAGGGGCCUGUAUGACGUGCAGUCCACUACUGAGCCUGCCAACUUGAUGGCCACCAUCUUUUGGAUAGGAGCAUCCUUGCUGGAAUCCGACUACGAAUAUGAAUACCUCCUGGCUCUCAGGCUCCUCAACAAACUGCUCAUCCAUUUGCCUCUGGACAAAUCGGAGAGUCGAGAGAAGAUCGAAAGCAUGCAGAGCAAACUGAAGUGGAACAACUUCCCAGGCCUUCAGCAGCUCUUCCUGAAGGGUUUUACCUCAGUGUCCACGCAGGAGAUGACCGUGCACCUCCUCAGCAAGCUCAUCGCCGUCUCCAAGCACUCGCUCGUGGACCCUUCCCAGCUGUCAGGCUUUCCUCUUAACAUCCUUUGCUUAUUGCCUCACUUAAUCCAGCAUUUUGACAGCCCAACUCAGUUUUGCAAAGAAACAGCCAGCCGGAUAGCAAAGGUUUGUGCGGAAGAAAAAUGCCCAACGCUCGUCAACCUGGCGCACAUGAUGAGCCUGUACAGCACGCACACAUACUCCCGGGACUGUGCCAACUGGAUCAACGUGGUGUGCCGGUACCUGCACGACUCCUUCUCAGAGACCACGUUCAGCCUGGUGACUUACCUGGCGGAGCUGCUAGAGAAAGGACUGUCCAGUAUGCAGCAGUCGCUGCUGCAGAUCAUCUACAGCCUUUUGAGUCACAUCGACCUCUCUGCUGCCCCCGUCAAGCAGUUUAACCUGGAGAUCAUAAAGAUUAUUGGCAAAUAUGUACAGAGUCCUUAUUGGAAGGAAGCCCUUAACAUAUUAAAACUGGUGGUGUCUCGCUCUGCAAGCCUCGUUGUACCCAACGACAGCCCCAAGACCUAUGGAGGCGAUGUGGGCUCGCCGGAAAUAUCCUUCACUAAGAUUUUUAAUAAUGUCUCUAAGGAGCUGCCUGGGAAGACCUUAGACUUCCAUUUUGAUAUAUCUGAGACACCAAUUAUUGGGAACAAAUAUGGUGAUCAACACACCACAGCUGGAAGAAAUGGGAAACCCAAAGUUAUCGCUGUUACCAGAAGUACUUCUUCUACUUCCUCUGGUUCUAAUUCUAACGCCUUGGUCCCUGUUAGCUGGAAAAGGCCACAGUUAUCACAGCGAAGAACAAGAGAAAAGCUAAUGAAUGUGCUUGCUCUCUGCGGCCCGGAGUCCGGCCUCCCGAAGAACCCCUCAGUGGUAUUUUCUUCCAACGAAGACUUGGAAGUCGGUGACCAACAGACGAGUCUGAUUUCUGCAACAGAAGACGUCAUUCAUGAGGAAGAGGUACCCGUGGAAGAUAACACCAGUGAACAGCAGUUUGGGGUUUUUAAGGAUUUUGACUUUUUAGACGUUGAAUUGGAAGAUGCAGAGGGGGAGAGCAUGGACAACUUCAACUGGGGAGUGCGCCGGCGCUCGCUGGACAGCAUGGACAAGGGGGACACGCCGUCGCUGCAGGAGUGCCAGUGCUCCAGCAGCACGCCCAGCCUCAGCCUCACCAACCAGGAGGACACGGACGAGUCCUCGGAGGAGGAGGCGGCCCUCACGGCCAGCCAGAUCCUCUCCCGCACGCAGAUGUUAAGCGGUGAUCCUGCUACCGACGAAACCGCCCCGGACCACCCCGAGCUGCUCCAGUCCCAGGACUCCACGGGCAGCGUCUCGGCAGAGGAAGUGCUUCAAAUCAGAGAUGAGACCCCAAGUUUGGAGCCCUCUCUAGACAAUGCUAACAGCCAGCUGCCUGAGGAUACAAGUUCACUAUUAAAGGAGGAACAGGUCAUUACAGCCUUUGGAGAUGCAGGGGCAUACGUAAUUCAAGAGCAGCAGGAUUCUCUCGUGUGCCAAGGAAUUUUGGACUUGGAGGAAACUGACAUGCCAGAGCCUCUGGCCCCUGAGAGCUACCCAGAGUCCGUCUGUGAGGAGGACGUCACCUUAGCUUUGAAAGAACUCGAUGAAAGAUGUGAGGAGGAGGAGGCUGAUUUCUCUGGACUGUCUAGCCACGAGGAGGAGGAGCCAGACGGCUCCCUGGAGGUGCAGGCGUCGCCCCUGCCAUCGCCGUUCCUCUCUGCCAUCAUCGCCGCCUUCCAGCCGGCGGCCUGCGAGGACGAGGAGGAGGCCUGGCGCUGCCACGUCAACCAGAUGCUGUCCGACUCGGAUGGCGCCUGCGCCGUGUUCACUUUCCACGUGUUCUCCAGGCUGUUCCAGACCAUUCAGAGGAAGUUUGGAGACAUAACGAACGAGGCAGUCAGCUUUCUCGGCGAGGGUCUGCAGCGCAUCGGCACCAAGUUUAAAAGUUCCCUGGAGGUGAUGAUGCUGUGUUCGGAGUGCCCCACCGUCUUUGUGGAUGCUGAAACACUGGUGUCGUGUGAUUUGCUAGAAACACUCAAGUUCAGUGUCCUGGAGUUGCAGGAACACCUGGAUACGUACAACGCCAAGAGAGAAGCAGCCGAGCAGUGGUUAGACAAUUGCAAGAGGACAUUUGGCGCCAAAGACAUUUAUAGGAUCAACACAGACGCACAGCAAAUGGAAAUUCUAGCAGAACUGGAGCUCUGCCGAAGGUUAUACAAAUUGCAUUUUCAAUUACUACUUCUGUUCCAAGCCUACUGUAAACUUAUCAACCAAGUAAAUGCAAUAAAAAAUGAAGCAGAGGUCAUCAACAUGUCCGAGGAGCUGGCUCAGCUGGAGAGCAUCCUCAGGGAAGCCGAGUCCGCCGCUGAGAGCGAAGAAACCCACAUUUCCAAAGCCGCACAAACCACCAUAGAAACUGCCAUUCACUCCUUAAUUGAAACUUUGAAAAACAAGGAAUUUAUAUCGGCUGUAGCACAAGUCAAAGCUUUCAGGUCUCUCUGGCCCAACGACAUCUUCGGCAGCUGCGAGGAGGACCCUGUGCAGACGCUGUUACACAUCUAUUUCCAUCACCAGACGCUGGGCCAGACGGGAAGCUUUGCCGUCAUAGGCUCUGACCUGGACAUGUCAGAAGCCAACUACAAACUGAUGGAACUCAAUCUAGAAAUAAGAGAGUCUCUACGCACGGUGCAAUCAUACCAACUGCUAGCACAGGCCAAACCAAUUGGGAAUUUGGUGAGCACUGGAUUCUGA
Pipistrellus nathusii (Nathusius's pipistrelle) is the source of this 9324-nucleotide messenger RNA. NCBI's taxonomy places the organism in Eukaryota, Metazoa, Chordata, Mammalia, Chiroptera, Vespertilionidae. The record is from the annotation of a GenBank genome assembly.